CCAAUCAGUCUUAAAACCGCCUCUGUCACUCCCAUCCUUAAAAAGGUGGGUUUGGACCCUGUUGACCUCAGCAACUAUCGGCCGAUCUCCAACCUCCCUUUUAUCAGCAAGAUCCUUGAGAAAGCAGUUGCUGCCCAGCUCCAUCAUCACCUGUCCAACAAUGACAUCUACGAAACCUUUCAAUCUGCCUACAGGGUUCACCACAGCACAGAGACCACCUUGGUUAAGAUCACAAAUGACCUCUUGAUGGCUGCUGACUCUGGUUGCAUCAGUAUCCUGGUUCUGCUGGACCUGACCACAGCUUUCAAUACUGUUUCCCACUCCAUCCUUCUCAACUGCCUUUCUACCCACCUUGGUCUCACCGGUUCUGCACUGUCCUUGUUUUAUUCCUACCUAUCCAACAGGAAACAGUUUGUCACCUUCAAUGGAUCCAGCUCUCACCCUGCCCCAGUUAACCAUGACUACGUUUACAUGCAGUCAAUAACCCUUUCAUAACCGGAAUAUUAGCAAUAACCCAGUUGCGCACGGCCAUGUAAACACCAUGAAAAACCGGAAUAUGCUCAUAUUCCGGUUUUUAAAAACCCGAAUAUGACCCCUGGGUUACUCCUUUUCUAACCCGAAUAUUUGGUCAUGUAUACGCCUGUCGGAAUAUCCCCAUUGAACGGAACAUUAAUUUGAGUUCUGCGCAUGUUCUAUUCGCAAGGAAUCUUGGUCUUUUGAGUGCAGGAACUACUUGUUGAUAACAUGGCGAAACGGAGGACACCACACUUUUGGAGCGAGGAGGAGACAAGUCACCUGGUAAAUGUGGUGAAAUAUAUGAAUAUCAUGUCAUUUGUAGACGGUAGAAAGUACCGGGACAGCGAAAUAUACAAGAAAGUGAGCGAAAAGUUACGCGAAGCAGGGUUUGUAUGAACGCCAGACCAGAUCAAGCACCGCUGGAAGACGCUGAAAAAGGCGUACUACAAGGCCAAGAGGCAAAACGCUACUAGCGGGUCCGACCCAUCUACCUUCCCCCAGUUCGACAUAAUGGAUGAGAUUUUCGGGCAAAGACCCAUUACUACUGCCCAAAACAGCGGGGUUGAUGUCGGCUUUGAGGAUGAACAAGAACAACCUGAUGAAAGCGACCAAGGUAGGUCAGCUAACGUUAGCUAGCUCACCUUAGCUGAGUAAGUUAGCUAGCAAACUAACGUCAGUAAUAAAAAUUGUACACAUUAGUUACCACAACUGCUGCCUCUGUCUGUUUUGUAACUGCCUGCCUGCCUAGUACAUGCCUCAUUGUUCAAUCUGUUGCAUGUUAUGUGUUUAAGUAUAUGUUACAACAUAUAUCUGGCCAGGGACUGUGAAUGAAAACUAGCCUUUUCCGGCAUGUUUACAGGUCACUUAUUAUGCACUGUACCUGACAAAUAAACAAAUAAGGAAAAUAAACAUCAAAGUAAUAUAAAUGAAUGUUAGUCAGUCUAAAUGAGUGUCAAGCCCAAACCCGUGUCCCCCCCACUGUUCUGACUUCUGAUUUUUGCUACUUGGCAGAGGGUGAUGUAGACCUUGGAGAGCCAGCCACCCCUGUGUCUACAGCAAGCAACGUAACAAGUGGAAGUGGCUCACUUGAUCUUGAAGAAGAUGAUGAUAACGAAGAGAAUGGAGCAAGUGGACUUUCUACACAGCCAUCCAAUGCCACUGCACCUCCUCAGUCUACACAGCCAUCAAAUUCCACUGCGGCUACUCCGGGUGGGUCAAGUCGCAGGUCCAGGCCCCGUGGGACUACUUCACUUUCUCAACAACAAGAGUUCAUGGAGAGAAUGCAGCACGCACAGAACCAAUGGAUUGAGCAGCAGAGGCAGUUGAGCCACGCUAGGGAUGACGCACUCAUGUCUCGACUGAUCACUGAAACAAGCCGCUCAAUGGGAAUGUUAGUCUCCCAACUACUGACAGGGUUAGGUACCCUAUUGCAGCAGCCAUUUCAGCCCCAGCCUAUGUUUACUCCGUCUCAGCCUCAGCCAAUGUAUACCCCGUACAACAACACUUACGACAACUAUGGGCUUCCCCCUCCUCCCCAUCGUAACCCAUACCCAAACACACCUCAGUCUGAAGGUGAAGCUGACGUUGGUGACCAAGGUUUGAGAUUCUGCCAACUCCGGUAGUGCCCCACCUCCACAUCGUAACCCAUACCCAAACACCUCAGUCUGAAGUGAUCGAGGUUUGCUAAAAAAUGACCAAGUUUUGAGAAGGUUCGAUCUACCUCAUUUAUGAUUGUUGGGACACUAGUUUCACAGUUUUGUUGUUCUGCUGUUAUUCCAUAAUGGCCGUUGCACUUCUCCUUACACUUGAAAGUAUCUUUGUACGUUUUUUUACACGUACACUUAAAAGUAUUUUUGUAAAAUGUUUACAUGUUGCACCUUAUUGUAUUUUUUUAUUAGAAAACAUUUUCUGAAGCACUUUGUUCCACACAUUUGAAAAUAUUCUGCAACAAGUUGCUCCAUAUUUUUACUGCAACUACAAGUUGCCCCUUAUUUGUACCUCAUUGUAAAAACAAAACCAGAGUUAUUUUUAUGUGAAAAUAUUUUAUUUGUAUUACAAACUUUAAAUAAAAGUUACUUGAAACUUUACAUGUAUUGAACUUCUAUUAGAAAUUGUAAACAAAACUUUGAGAUACUCUCUUCUUCUCCUCUGUCUCUCAUAAGUAGUGAGCAACAAACUUUGUGAAGCUAGUUUCAUACACACUCCAGAACAGAUAAACAUUGGAAGACCCUCAAAAAAGCCUACUACAAUGCCAAGUAACAAAUCAGUAGCUUAGAUCCAUCUAC
This is a messenger RNA of Epinephelus fuscoguttatus (brown-marbled grouper), 2801 nucleotides long. RefSeq lists its product as uncharacterized. The coding region runs from base 1446 to 2138 and encodes 230 amino acids. The record is from RefSeq and is a predicted model, not a curated record. Lineage: Eukaryota; Metazoa; Chordata; Actinopteri; Perciformes; Serranidae. The transcript has 3 exons.